Podarcis muralis (Common wall lizard) is the source of this 1978-nucleotide messenger RNA. The record is from RefSeq and is a predicted model, not a curated record. Lineage: Eukaryota; Metazoa; Chordata; Lepidosauria; Squamata; Lacertidae.
UCGCUUGUUGCAAAAAGGGGACAGCCCUAAGCGGCAUGGGAGGAACCGGCUCAAAUCCCCGCGAAGCAACAGCCGCCCCAUCAUUUUAUUUAGAGCAAGGACAAUUGCGAGCUGCCUCCCGGGGCUCGGGUAGGGACGCGGACGGUGUCCCUCAAAUGCAAGCGAGGCGCGCACACGACAACCCCGCAGCACAGACGCCGCCUCUGAGGCGCUGCUCCCGCCAGCUCCCCGCGUGGCUCUCCCCUCGGCCUCGCGCCUGCUUCGCCAACGGCCUGUCGCGAACCUCCCUGCCGCGAGGCCGCGCCUGGGCUUGAAGUGGUUCCGGGUCGGGAGAAGCCGCCAACAUGGAGCGUAGGGGGCCCGCGGGGCCUCCGGGAAGCCGGUGAAGGAAGGCAAGGGGCAGCCCGAGGGGGGGGGGGGACGGGACCCUGCUGCUCGCCUGGUUCUGAGGCCGCGAGAGGGGCGCGCGCGUGCGCACUGCCGGAGCCCCGUGGAAUCCGCGGCAGCGUCUGAGGCCACAGCAGGAAGCUGCUGCUGCUGCUGCUGCUGCCCACCGUCUCUCCCUCGCAGCAGCGGGGCCGCGGCUGGCGCUCGAGCCCUGCGGCAGGGAAGCCUCGGCGCCCCUUUCCUCAGCCCCAGGGCAGGCAGCAGCCAUGUCUCUGGGCGAGUACGAGCGGCACUGCGACUCCAUCAACUCCGACUUCGACAACGAGUCUUCCGGCAGGAGCGGCCCCCGGCCUGGCCCUGUCCUAGGCGGCGAGCAAGAGGAGCUGCAUUAUGCCCCCAUCCGCGUCCUGGGCCGGGGUGCCUUCGGAGAGGCCACCUUGUACCGCCGGACCGAGGAUGACUCACUUGUAGUGUGGAAGGAAGUGGAUCUUACAAGACUGUCAGAAAAAGAACGCCGUGAUGCUUUGAAUGAGAUUGUUAUCCUUGCACUUUUGCAACAUGACAACAUCAUUGCCUAUUACAAUCACUUCAUGGAUAACACUACACUUCUGAUUGAACUGGAAUACUGUAAUGGGGGAAAUCUCUAUGAUAAGAUCCUGCGGCAGAAGGACAAGUUGUUUGAGGAAGAGAUGGUAGUGUGGUACCUAUUUCAGAUUGCAUCAGCAGUGAGCUGCAUCCACAGGGAAGGAAUCCUUCACAGAGAUAUAAAGACACUGAAUAUCUUCCUCACUAAAGCAAAUCUUAUAAAACUGGGUGACUAUGGUUUGGCGAAAAAGCUGAACUCUGAAUAUUCGAUGGCUGAAACAUUGGUAGGAACCCCGUACUACAUGUCUCCAGAGCUCUGCCAGGGAGUAAAAUACAACUUCAAAUCUGAUAUCUGGGCAGUUGGUUGUGUUGCCUUUGAGCUCCUCACACUGAAAAGAACUUUUGAUGCAACAAAUCCCUUGAACCUCUGUUUGAAGAUUGUGCAAGGGAACCGAGCAAUGGAGGUAGAUUCCAGUGUUUAUUCUCUGGACCUCAUCCACAUGGUCCACUCCUGCCUUGAUCAGGAUCCUGAGAAGAGGCCGACUGCUGAUGAGCUGCUUGAGACUCCCCUUAUCAGCAAGCACAGGAGGGAGAUGGAAGAGAAAGUUGUGCUGCUUAAUGGCCCAAACAAACGACCAAGAACAAGCACCAUGAACGAGGCUCCUAUUGCUGUGGUGACAUCACGCACGAGUGAAGUAUAUGUCUGGGGGGGUGGGAAGUCAUCCCCUCAGAAGCUGGAUGCCAUUAAAAGUGGCUGCAGUGCACGACAGGUCUGUGCAGGAAACACCCAUUUUGCAGUGGUUACAGUGGAAAAGGAGCUCUAUACUUGGGUGGUAAGUGAAGUGUAUGAAAAGUACAUUGGAAACUUGGAUAAUGUAUGAAGGCAGUGCAGAAUGGAUCUUGCAUGAGUCAUAUUUAAGGUGUCACAUCACUGCUGAUUGUCAGUAUAGUUGGAUAUUCCUAGUUAAUAAGUUGCAAAAAGUUGUAAGAGGUGUUACUCCCCAUU